AUUAAAUAAAAUGGCAUGCGCACUCCUCCGCGCGAGCCGUGCUAGUCGGUUCCUGUUGCUCUCCAGCCUCCGUUGUCUCUGCAGCACCCUGAGUUCUCCUCCAGAGCGCUAGUCCCAGGAGCUCGGAAUGUUCCCGGAACUUAAUAACCUGCUCAACACCACCCCGGACAGGGUGGAGCAGGGGAAACUGACUCUACUCUGUGAUGCCAAGACAGAUGGCAGUUUCCUUGUACACCACUUUCUCUCCUUCUACCUCAAAGCUAAUUGUAAAGUCUGCUUUGUGGCACUCAUCCAGUCCUUCAGCCACUACAAUAUCGUGGGACAGAAGCUGGGUGUCAACCUGACCAUGGCGCGGGAGCGUGGGCAGCUUGUGUUCCUCGAGGGACUCAAGUCUGCAGUGGACGUCUUCUUCCAGCCUCAAGAGAAGCCGCACCCCCUGCAGUUUCUCAGGGAGGCCAAUGCUGGGAACUUGAAACCAUUGUUUGAGUUUGUACGGGAGGCCCUGAAGCCAGUAGACAGUGGAGAGGCUGGGUGGACCUACCCGGUGCUGCUGGUGGACGACCUCAGUGUGCUCCUGAGCCUGGGCCUGGGGGCGGUGGCUGUGCUGGACUUUAUUCACUACUGCAGAGCCACCGUGUGCUGGGAACUAAAGGGAAAUGUGGUGGUCCUUGUGCACGACAGUGGAGAUGUGGAGGAUGAGGAGAAUGACAUCCUGCUGAAUGGCCUCAGUCAUCAGAGCCACCUGAUCCUGCGGGCUGAGGGCCUGGCCACUGGCUUCUGCAGGGAUGUGCAUGGGCAGAUUCUCUCUAUUGCCCAGGCUGGAGUGCAAUGUGGCACUUCUUAGCUCACCUGAAUUCCAAGUGAUCCUCCCACCUCAGCAUCCUGAGUAGCUGGUACUACAGGUGCCCACCACCACAUCCGGCUAAUUAAAAAUUUUUUUUUGUAGAGGCAGGUGUCGCUUUGCUGCCCAGGGUAGUCUUAAACUCCUGGACUCAGGAGAUCCUCCCACCUCAGACUCUCCUCAAAUAUUUUAUGUUUAAUAGUUGUUCAGCAUUUUAUGCCAUCAUUAUAUUCUAGUUUGUUUAGUUAUCCUCUGGGCAUGUAGGUUCUGGUUUUUACUGUUAUCAAUUAUGCUGUUAUAAAUGUUAUAUACUCUCCCUUUUGAGGGUGAGGACAAGUACUUGUUUUUUUUAGAACCUGGCAAACCAGGUCACUGGCAGAGCUCGUAGAACUUAAGUUCUGGAGGAGAAGACAGGCAAUUAACAGAAUUGACAAGUGACAUAUUUAACUUAGACCAUGAUAAGUGCUGUAAAUAAACCAGCGAAGGGGCCUGUGAGAAGGGAGGGGUGAUUACAUUUUAGACUCUGUUACUGAAUUACAGCAUGAACUGGCCCUGGCACAUUAGCAGGCUGUUCUUCAGAAUGGUGGAGCCAGUUUACAGUGAUAUAGAGCUGAGGCAGGCAGGUCACCUGAAGUCAGUAGUUUGAGACC
Molecule: messenger RNA, 1491 nt
Organism: Cebus imitator (Panamanian white-faced capuchin)
Lineage: Eukaryota; Metazoa; Chordata; Mammalia; Primates; Cebidae
Product: elongator complex protein 6-like
Exons: 1
Coding region: 128-844 (238 amino acids)
Biological process (GO): tRNA wobble uridine modification
Cellular component (GO): elongator holoenzyme complex
Source: RefSeq, a predicted model, not a curated record